AUGGCCCAUUUGGACGGUUCCCGCUGGACCGAGCACCUGCCAUUGGUGCUCCUCGGAAUCAGAGCUGCCGUGAAGCACGACCUCGGCUGCUCGUCAGCAGAGCUGGUCUACGGCAUAUCCAUCCGGCUUCCUGCCGACAUUUUCAACCAUCGGCCAUAUUCGCAGCCAUCACCCCUAGCCCCAUCAGACUACGCCCAACGCUUAAAGGCUGCUCUCUCCCGGCUGCGCCUAACACCUACGAGAGCUGUUUCCUCCUCUUCCCCGUACGUCGCCCAGGACCUUAUCAGCUCCUCCCACGUAUUCCUGCGCACCGACUCCAUCCGCCGCUCUCUCCAGCCCCCUUAUUGCGGCCCCCACAAGAUCAUCCACCAGGGCGCAAAAGCCUUUGCCAUCGACGUCAACGGUCGCGAGGUAGUCGUGUCGAUCGACCGGCUUUAA
Ornithodoros turicata is the source of this 438-nucleotide messenger RNA. RefSeq lists its product as uncharacterized. The record is from RefSeq and is a predicted model, not a curated record. The transcript has a single exon. Bases 1 to 438 code for a protein of 145 amino acids. NCBI's taxonomy places the organism in Eukaryota, Metazoa, Arthropoda, Arachnida, Ixodida, Argasidae.